Molecule: messenger RNA, 678 nt
Organism: Talaromyces atroroseus
Lineage: Eukaryota; Fungi; Ascomycota; Eurotiomycetes; Eurotiales; Trichocomaceae
Exons: 3
Coding region: 1-678 (225 amino acids)
Cellular component (GO): RNA polymerase II transcription regulator complex
Molecular function (GO): DNA-binding transcription activator activity, RNA polymerase II-specific; transcription cis-regulatory region binding
Source: RefSeq, a predicted model, not a curated record
AUGCUGCCAUAUCUUUCUGACAAGCCGUGCAACAAGGAUCCGCAGGCUACUGACAGUAUCACAAAUGCCAAAUUCAUGCAGGACGAGAUCGAGUUUGAGCAUUUUAUCCCACCGACAGAUCAUAUAGCAUCCUCUCCUCCUUCCACGACCGCCAGCCCAGACUUUGGGCUCUUCCAACCUGACGACAGCAGGCCAUCUUCAAGGAAAGAGAAGUCUAGAAGAACGCGGUCCUCAAAACAAAGCCCCGGUUCUGAGGAAGAUAGCCCGGAGAACAAAUCACAGAGAAGACGAGAACAAAACCGCAUCGCACAACGCACAUUCCGCGAACGCAAAGACCGAUAUAUACAAAACCUCGAGGCGCACAUCAAAACGCUCGACGCCAGCCACAAGAAUCUCCAAGCGUCCUAUAAAGAGUCCACCGACCAAGUCAGCGCGCUCUACACACAACUAAUCGAAGCCCAGGGAGAACUCGACUACUGGCGAUGUCUUGCGCAGCCCCCGAGUGCCGGCUCAUCUCCUUCAUCUGCUGCGUCUCCUAUGAUUAUGCAUCCGUCGACAUUAGGCCCGAGCUCGACCAUGACUCCGGUGGAGGCAAAUAAUAGCAUAGUUCCUACCGGGCAUGCUCACAUUACAGUCAUGCCGGGCAUGCAUCAUAUGCAACACGGACAUUUCACGUAG